UGUGCUUAUGAUUGUGACUUACUGGAAGGACAUUCAAGACAAUGUGCUACUUUGUAUAAACUCUGUAUAAUGGAGGUGGUGGCCUUCCAGUAAGUCACAAUCAUAAGUGUUGUUACAAUUUCUAGGGUUUUUAACUUGUGUUUCUCACUAUAUUUUAGGAUGACGAAUAUCUAGGAUGAAGAAAUCUCGUCCAUCGCCGUCGGCCGCAUGCCGACAUGCGUCCCGUUGGACGUGGCAGCGCCCGCGUGCCCGCCAAAGAAGGCGCGCUCCUUCGGCCUCGAGUGUCAUCGCCAGUGCCGGUGUUCCGCGAUUACACGCUAAACCGAUAUUCCUCAUUUGUUAAAGAGAGAUUUAUACAUUAAAGACGCUGCCGGAGCUCAGAUCCGGUUGCUGCUCUUUCUUGAAGACACGAGCGCAGCCGGGAGACGGGUAAUGCCGAGAGACGGAGGGCCGGGACGCGGAGAUGGAAGAUUGCCUGAGUUUGCCUCAUAUUCUCUCCGAAUGAGCUGCAUGCCCUCGUUUGUGUGUGUGUGUGUGUGUGUGUGUGUGUGUGUGUGUGUCUGUGUCUGUGUGUGUGUGUGUGUGUGACAGCUCGGCCAUGUGGGGCUGUUUAUAGUUCGUGUGUUACAGUCUCGCCAACGCUGGCGCACACGGAGCCGCAGCAUCUGCCUGUUUUUGUGACACUCCUUUUGAAGUCUCUUUGAUUCUCCCUAAAAAAGACUUGUUGCCCUAACGUGGCGUUGUCCUUGGAUGCCCCAGGCUUUUUUGGAGGGGGGUGGGGGGUAAAGGAUAUAGUGUGAACCCCUAGUAAGAUAUAAAAGAAGUAAACAAAGAAGAGUAAUGACAAUGUGCAGUAGCUGGGGAACAUGUGCUAUUCGGGUCAGGGAAAGGUGAAACACAGCAGAGGCCGAUGCCGUCGUCAUUGUUGAUCGCUGUUGUUUAGAGAACGAUCAUGUUGUACCAAUAACUGUUUGAGGGCAGUGGACAUCUGCAAAUAUGACACAAACGUGUGUCCUUAUAAUGAAGCCUGAAGUUUACAAUGGUGUGAAAUUUACCUUCUGUUCAGUAGUGAGGCUGUAAACGGUCUGCAACAUAGCAGCUAACUGGUUCAGUUUGUCUAAACCGCUUAUUCUCUCCGUUUCUUUGCCUUUUUUCCAUGUAAGUUCAAUGAGCGUGUCUCAUUUCUGGGCUUUCUGAGGCUGUGGGGCUUUUUACCAUUUGUACUUUGUAAUGUUGACGCUGCGUGUCAGCACUGAUAAAAGGCUCUUUUGGGUAAAGUCGGGGCGGAGAAGGGAGGUCAAGAGAGGGGUCGUUCCAUCGCAGCAGCCCAUACGCACACACAGGAGGACAAAAAAAUGGAGGCAUGUUGGAGAGACUUUCCGUCACUUAGUCAAGGUGUAUUUGUAUUUGUGUAUUUGUCAUUGUUGAUUUGUUUUUAUAUUUUUACCCUAAAGGACACAGAUUAUGCCUCUUUUUCAUCCAUCACAUAUUCCGAGGACGUUCCAGCCAGACUUUAGUUGAGACAGAAACGCUUAAAGAAUACAGGGGGGUGCUUUGUUAUAUCGUCUUAUUUGGUAUAUCGAAUAAAGAUAUUUAGACAUAAAUCCAUCUGGAGGGAUACAUAAUAACCCUUAAGCACGUUUCACUUCAGCCAAAAGGAUCAUGGUAGCCUACAUCAUAAAACAAGAAAUGUCUCUAUCCCUCCUGAGACAGUAUCUCUCCUGUCAACUGGGAUACGCAAUCUUCACUCACUAUCCUGCACGGUACCUGCAGGACAUUGAUCGACAUAACUUCCCUAACCGCCCGCACGUCUCCGUAUCCCUCUCAUUCCAGACGAUAUCCGAUCUGGAGGCUCAGUUGUCCGGUCUUCGCGAUGAACUCCAAGACGCCCAGGCGCAGCACAAGCGACAAUUGGCCGAGGUGGCGUUAUUCCGGGAGGAGGAAAAACGGACGGCGUUCCUGGACAAAGAGGCGUCCCUGGACCGGCUGCGUUCCGACAUGCAGCGCGUCCGCGCCGACCUCGAGGAAAGCCACCGGCAGGAGAGGGAUGCUGCUCAGGAGAAGAGCAACAGCCGGUUGAAGCAGAUUGAGAGAGAGUACGCUCAGAAGCUCGCCAAGUCUGCACAGCUGAUUGCGCAGCUACAGACGUCCGUAUGUGACUCAAAGGAGGAGGCUGUCGGCCUGCAGCAGGCCCUGGAGAAGCAGCUGAAGGAGUCCAGCCUUCAAUGGGAGGAGGAGAGGAGGACAAUAAUCCAGCACGCCGACCGGGCCAACAAGGUGACGGCGGUGCGUCAGGAGUACGAGGAGAAGAUCAAAGGCUUGAUGCCGGUGGAGCUCCGGCAGGAGCUGGAGGACACCAUCGCCUCUCUGAAAGCGCAGGUCAACUUCCUCCAGAAGAGGGCCUCUCUGCUACAGGAAGACCUGGAUGCCUGUCGCGGCAGGAGGUGACCUUGGCGGAAACCACAGCCCGAUGUCACGCCGGGAUACACGACGUCCAAUCAGACGUGAGCAUUGUUGACCUGUCACGCCCCUCGUGCACCUGGACCGUCGUCAGUCAUCUUUUGGUUUAGUGUUCAGUUGUCUCUCAUAUUAGUUAUUUAUUCAUUGUCAGAUUUUUGUUUUUUGCUCUGCUUUGGGGGAAAAAAUCUUUGUUUCUUCAUUUUCACACUUAACUUGAUACCUUUUGUAAUUUAUGUUCAAGAGACAUUUCUUACCGAAAACCCCAAAGUAUAUUACUACAUUUUAUUAAAACUUUUUGACAUCA
This is a messenger RNA of Gasterosteus aculeatus aculeatus (three-spined stickleback), 2764 nucleotides long. The record is from RefSeq and is a predicted model, not a curated record. Lineage: Eukaryota; Metazoa; Chordata; Actinopteri; Perciformes; Gasterosteidae.